Messenger RNA from Lottia gigantea (owl limpet), 905 nucleotides. RefSeq lists its product as hypothetical. The record is from RefSeq and is a predicted model, not a curated record. Lineage: Eukaryota; Metazoa; Mollusca; Gastropoda; Lottiidae. Bases 48 to 905 code for a protein of 285 amino acids. The transcript has 3 exons.
UACGAUGGCAGAAUUCAAGUCUUAAGAUCUAGUUUAAUAAUUUCAACAUGACUUCACUUUCGGUGCAGUGGAGAAGAAUGGGAAAUGAACAUUUUAAAAACAUUCCAAAAGAACUGUCACCAAUUCUGGUUAAGGAGCGUUUGAUAAAGGCAAAUAAUUGCUAUUAUAAAGCUGACAGUUAUGCUGGUAAUCCCGAAGAAAAAGCUUCAGCAAAGAAGAACUUAGCCGUUACUGCUGGCAGAAUUGCUGAAAUUUUCAGAAGACUUAAAGAGAAGAAUUCACAGAUUAAAUUUUAUUAUAAGGAGUGUUUGUCUCAGUUUAAAGAAGCCAUGACCAUUGGUAGUGACAAUACUGAAGAUUGGUUGAUUGACAUUGAAACAAAAUCUUUAAACGUAUGGCUCAAUCUUCAAGAGUUUCUUCUAGAUGAAAACAUGGAAGACCGAAUCAAAUCCUACGAAACAUUCAUACCUUUUAUAAUUGGUUCAGAAAUUAAGAGCUCAGCCUAUAAGGAUCUUGCCCGAUGUAUUUUCCAUUUAGCCAUAUCAAAAUUAGUGGAUAAGGACUACAAGGCAUCUCUAUCUUUAUUGAAAGGCGCGUAUUCACCUCUAACUGAAGCUAGCACUAAUACAAUAAGAUCAAAAAUUGCAGAAGAAGAAAUUGAAAAUUUAAGAGAAGAUAUAUUUGUACAGACAUGUAUAGCUGAAUCAAUGCAAGCCCUCAAUAUAGCUGAUGCUAUGUUAGAUUCUACAAUAUACAAUGAAGAAGAUGUUAAUUUUGACAAGAUUUGGGUCAUUAUUGAUGAUUAUAGAAAUGUUAUAAACCUUACAAGAGGUCGUGAUAUUGAGAUGGAAGCCAUUGCUAACUCUAGAAUUGGUAACAUUUAUUAUCCUAAAGAUGGACACUAG